Messenger RNA from Branchiostoma floridae (Florida lancelet), 1647 nucleotides. Its product is annotated as retinal dehydrogenase 1-like. The transcript has 13 exons. Gene Ontology annotation, molecular function: aldehyde dehydrogenase (NAD+) activity. The coding region runs from base 96 to 1616 and encodes 506 amino acids. The record is from RefSeq and is a predicted model, not a curated record. Lineage: Eukaryota; Metazoa; Chordata; Leptocardii; Amphioxiformes; Branchiostomatidae.
CAGCUGGUUUGUACUGGUCCGUUUUAAUAGCUGAAGACUUGACCUCCUCAUUUCUUCCCGUCACCCCCACUCCUGUAACGUUACUUCUCCCAGCCAUGUCUGAGAUGCCGGAUCCGAUCAAGAACCCAGAGAUACAGUUCACAAAGAUUUUCAUCAACAAUGAAUAUGUUGAUUCCGUGAGCGGGAAAACUUUUCCUGUCUACAACCCUGCCACUGAGGAGAAGGUGGCUGACGUGCAGGAGGGAGACAAGGCAGAUGUGGACAAGGCUGUUGCCGCAGCCCGGGCGGCGUUCAAACUCGGCUCCCCCUGGCGGACCAUGGAUGCAUCGCAGCGCGGCAGGCUUAUGCAGAAGCUGGCAGAUCUGAUCGAGAGGGACAGGGUCUACCUGGCUAGCCUGGAGGUGGUAGACAACGGGAAGCCGUUUGCGGAUGCCUACGAUGCCGACCUUGGGGAGGUCAUCAAUGUCAUCAGGUACUACGCUGGAUGGUGCGACAAGAUCUGCGGAAAAACUAUCCCAGCAGAUGGUCCUAUGUUCUGCUACACCAGACACGAGCCAGUCGGCGUGUGUGGACAGAUCAUCCCUUGGAACUACCCCCUGUCGAUGUUCACCUGGAAGAUCGGCCCUGCCCUGGCGUGCGGGAACACCAUCGUGAUGAAGCCUGCCGAGCAGACGCCCCUGUCAGCGCUCUACAUGGGAAAACUCUUCAUGGAGGCUGGUUUCCCCCCGGGUGUGGUCAACGUUGUCCCCGGUUACGGCCCGACCGCGGGAGCAGCCAUCGCUGAACACAUGGAUGUGGACAAGGUCGCCUUCACUGGGUCCACUGAGAUCGGCAGGAUUGUACAGCAGGCUGCAGGAAAGAGUAACCUGAAGCGCGUCACCCUUGAGCUCGGAGGAAAGAGUCCAGUCAUCGUGUUUGCAGACUCAGACAUUGACUUUGCUGUGGCUAACUGCCACCACGCCCUGUUCUGGAACAUGGGGCAGAACUGCUGCGCCGGCUCGCGCACCUUCGUGGAGGAGGCCAUCUAUGACGAGUUCGUGAAGAGGAGCAUCGAGCGGGCGAAGAACAGGAAAGUCGGUGACGGCUUCCAGUCUGGUGUGGAGCAGGGUCCACAGGUUAACCAGGAGCAGUUUGAAAAGAUCCUGGGUCUGAUCGAGUCGGGGAAGCAGGAGGGGGCCAAGCUGGGGUGCGGGGGGAAGCGCACCGGCGAGAAGGGGUACUUCGUGGAACCCACCGUGUUCUACGAUGUCAAGGACGAGAUGAAGAUCGCUCAGGAAGAGAUCUUUGGACCAGUGCAGAGCAUCAUCAAGUUCAAGUCCAUCGAUGAGGCCAUUGACCGAGCCAACAACACAACGUACGGCCUGGCGGCCGGUGUGUUCACUAAGGACAUCGACAAGGCCCUGACUAUCGCCAACAGUGUGCAGGCUGGGUCUGUCUGGGUGAAUUGCUACGACCCUGGGCUGAUCCAGGCGCCAUUUGGUGGAUUUAAGAUGUCCGGCAACGGCCGUGAACUGGGAGAAUAUGCUCUGCACGAGUACACGGAGGUGAAAACGGUAAGUCAGCUUUCAAUUAUAAGGAACCUUUAUAUCUGCCCAAAGUCGACCAUUUUGGACUGAAAGAUAAAGGUGAAGCAGGUAAUAUUUGACA